This is a messenger RNA of Ogataea angusta, 2271 nucleotides long. RefSeq lists its product as uncharacterized. NCBI's taxonomy places the organism in Eukaryota, Fungi, Ascomycota, Pichiomycetes, Pichiales, Pichiaceae. The transcript has a single exon. The coding region runs from base 1 to 2271 and encodes 756 amino acids. The record is from RefSeq and is a predicted model, not a curated record. Gene Ontology annotation, molecular function: GTPase activity; GTP binding. Gene Ontology annotation, biological process: endoplasmic reticulum membrane fusion. Gene Ontology annotation, cellular component: endoplasmic reticulum.
AUGUCUUCUCUUCAGCUCAUUGACGAGAACAAGACUUUCAAUGAGCAAUUAUUGCCCUAUAUUCAGCGAUAUUAUGACGGCAAGGACGACAAUGGCCUCAAUUACCACAUAGUGUCCGUGUUCGGGUCCCAAUCAACAGGAAAGUCAACAUUGUUGAACCGUCUUUUUGGCACGGAAUUCGAGGUCAUGGACGAGGCGAAAAGACAACAGACCACGAAGGGCAUUUGGAUAUCCCACGCGAAGUAUAUAGCGUCUUCCAAGGCCGAGUCUGGGCGUACUGAGAACAAUAAUCAUGUGUUUGUUCUUGACGUCGAGGGUGUGGACGGAAGAGAGAAAGCAGAUGAUAAGGACUUUGAGCGUAAGUCAGCUCUCUUUGCGCUCUCUACGUCCGAGAUACUAAUAGUUAAUAUUUGGGAGCACCAGGUCGGACUUUAUCAGGGUGCCAACAUGGAGCUUCUCAAAACUGUGUUUGAAGUCAACCUGAGCCUUUUCCACUCAAACAGACAAAAGUGCUUGUUGUUGUUUGUGGUGCGUGAUUUCACAGGCGUUACGCCACUAGAGAAUCUUGAAGAGAAUCUCAAAACCGACCUGAAUAAGAUCUGGGAGAGUUUGAGCAGGCCCGAAAAUUGUGAAGGUCUUAAGAUAACCGAUUUUUUCGACCUCAGCUUCGUUAGCAUUUCCCACAAGCAUUUCCAGAAAGAGAGGUUUGAGGAGGACAUCCGUCUGUUGGGUGAUAAGUUUGCAUCUGAUUCCCUUUUCAAACAGGAGUACCACAGAAAUAUCCCUAUAGACGCUUGGACAAUCUAUAUGGAUCAAAUCUGGCAGCAAAUUGAGCUGAAUAAGGAUCUUGAUCUUCCAACACAACAAAUAUUAGUUGCAAGAUUUAGGUGCGAUGAGAUUAUGCAACAGGCGUACGACAUUUUUGAAGAGCAGUAUCAAAUGGUUAAUUUUGGUGAACUGGAGGACUCGCAAGUUUUUGCCGACGCUUUGAAACAGUUGCGUUCCGAAGCGCUUGCGCCAUAUGAUAGCUCUGCCUCCAGAUACACCCAAAGCGUGUAUCUUGAACGCAGGGAGCAACUAAUCAAGAAGAUUGAUCAGAGACUAACAGAGACGAACUCACAAAGACUGAAUUCUGUGAUCAAGAAGCUCGUGAGUCAGUUCAGCGAGCAAGUCCAGAUUGCAAAGAAAAAACGCGACGCAAAGUUCAGUGGUAUACUAGAAGCUCAAGCUGCUGCCAUUGUGGCUCAAUUCCGCGAAGACGCCAGCAAGUGUAUUUUUGAUCAUUCGCGCGAGCUGGAACAACUGGAGCAAGAACUGAGUGAUGUCAGUGAGCAAUUGAGACACAAGGAGAAAAAUCUGCUAUUGUCUAGACUCACCAAGAAGUUCCAAACCCAAUUCAAGGAGAAGUUGACAGAGAUUACUGGAGACCCAUCAAUAGAUCUUUGGGAUAGAGUCUUGAAUGAGUUCAGUGAGAUCACACAAAGCCUGGAGUCGAAAUACGUCUCCGAUGAUUCAUAUGAUUAUCAGCUAGGAAUGACAGAGCAAGAAAACAAGGAUACACACAUCCAACUACUGCAGUCAUUCUGGACCAAGUUCAAAGACAUCGUUCACGAUUAUGUGACAGAAGAUACAGUCUCGCGUAUUCUAAGAAACAAAUUCGAGGAUCUUUUCAGAUACGACGAUAAUGACGUCCCGAGGGUGUGGCUGAAUACGCCAGAGAUUGACCAGCAGUAUAACAAAGCUAGAGACACAGUGCUGAGUCUGCUACCGGUGUUUAGCAAGAUGGUGUUAGCUAGAACCAAUGAGGAAAUUGUUCCGCCAGUGAACAUCUCCACUACUGACUCCGAGGAGCUGGAUGAAGACGACAAGGAGAGCACAUUUGCCGAGCUUUUGUCAACCAAGCAGCAGAAUGGAGCGCUGUCCAGGGUUAAGAAGGAGAUGGAUGCCAUUUAUAUCGAGGCCAAACGUUCGGUGAUGGCCAACACAACCUCCAUUCCUCUCUGGAUGUAUGGCUUGGUUCUUGUUUUGGGAUGGAAUGAGUUUAUGGCUGUUUUGCGUAACCCAUUGCUGUUUAUGCUGAUUAUCAUCCUUACUACCGGGGCCUAUUUUGCUAACUAUAUGGACCUGCUACGUCCAAUGCUGAGUGUUGCGGGGGCCACUUUCACACACACCAAAACGGUGGCCAAACAGAAACUGCGAGAGCUCGUUGAGGAAGCGGAAGCUGCAAAGGCCGAUGUCAAGGCAGAGGUCAACGAGGCCAAAACCAAAUAG